Myodes glareolus (Bank vole) is the source of this 1501-nucleotide messenger RNA. Its product is annotated as CD209 antigen-like protein E. The record is from RefSeq and is a predicted model, not a curated record. NCBI's taxonomy places the organism in Eukaryota, Metazoa, Chordata, Mammalia, Rodentia, Cricetidae.
CUGUGCAUCUGCUCAGUUCCUCCCAACCUCCGCUGAGCCCUUUGACUGGUAUCUCACUUCUCUUGCUCUGACAAAACACCUGUCAGAAACAACUUCAGGAGGGAGGGUUAUGCUUCGGCUCCCGGUCUGAACGUGCAGCUCCAUCACAGAGGUGAAGGCGACGGUGCAGGAGAGCAAGGCAGCUCACAUUGCAACCUCACUCAGAGAGCAGAGGUGAAUAGGCCAGAAGACACCCAGCCCCACUCCAAAAUUCUGGGAAUUGGAGGUCCCUGCUGCAUUGUGUCAAAGUCUUCCUCCUCAUCUACCCUCUUCCGGCGCUGGAACCCAGUUCCUCGUUUCUGUUCCUAAGAAAGAGUAGCUGAAGGCAAAGCGGGAGGCAGAUAAAAGCUGCUGUUCCAAGCAGUACCAGGCACCAAGGAACAGCGAUGACUGUGAGUGACUCCAAAGAAGCAGGGGUGCAGCAGAUGGGCUGUCUGGGAUUUCCAGACCGAGGCCACAUCUCCCUGGUGCUGCAGCUGCUGUCACUCAUGUUCUUUGCUGGACUCCUGGCUGCCAUCGUCAUCCAAGUUUCCAAGAUCCCCAGCUCAGAGGAAAUACAGUGGGAACAGAAAAAGCAGGAGAAAAUGUUCCAGGACCUGAGCCAACUGAAGUCUGAAGUUGAUAGCCUCUGUCGGCGCUGUCCUUGGGAUUGGACAUUCUUCAAGGGAAACUGUUACUUUUUCUCCAAGUCACAACGGGACUGGCAUGACUCCAUCACUGCCUGCCAGGAAGUGGGAGCCCAGCUGGUCAUCAUCAAAAGUCAUGAGGAGCAGUACUUCCUGCAGCAAGCUUCCAAGAAAAAUGGCUACACCUGGAUGGGGUUGUCAGACCUGAACAAGGAAGGUGCAUGGUAUUGGCUGGAUGGUUCACCUCUGUCAGACAGAUUUGAGAGGUACUGGAAGAGUGGACAGCCCAACAACUUUAAGGGACAAGACUGUGUGGAAUUCAGAGAUGAUGGCUGGAAUGAUGCCAAAUGUGAUGACAUGAAAUUAUGGAUCUGCAAAAAAUCCUCCACUACCUGUUCCAGCAAGUGAUGGCCAAAGCCCCUCUCUGCAGCUUCCACAGCCUAAAUAUCCCUGUUGGACAGUGGGUUUUUGCUUGUGCUUUUCCCAGUUCCUUUCCCCUAUCUAUGGGUAUGGAAAUCUUAGUGUUGCUUCCAAAACAUAUCAGUCUCCUUUGUUAGUCACUAUAGUGUUGGACAACUGAUGGCCUUCCUUUGAUGUCUCCAAACUCCUACUGGCAUAGUUGUGGUCCUGUCAUUGUCUUUAACCACAUUAAAGUUGCAUGGGAUACACUGACAGGCUAGGUACGUUCCAUUCAUCUCCCUCAUCUUCUUUGUUGAGCUCAGAGAGUUUACAUGCUACAUUCACGGCUGUCUCGCCAGUGUAGCAGAAAUGCUGACUGGAUGGGCAAAUAUUGCCGGCAGGAUUGGGAUUUGUGCUUCCAGGAGCUGUGUGUUCCA